This is a messenger RNA of Eimeria necatrix, 3078 nucleotides long. RefSeq names its product TPR domain-containing protein, putative. Lineage: Eukaryota; Apicomplexa; Conoidasida; Eucoccidiorida; Eimeriidae. The record is from RefSeq and is a predicted model, not a curated record. Gene Ontology annotation, cellular component: SWI/SNF complex; nucleus. Gene Ontology annotation, molecular function: transcription coregulator activity; protein binding. The transcript is spliced from 4 exons. Bases 1 to 3078 code for a protein of 1025 amino acids. Gene Ontology annotation, biological process: regulation of transcription by RNA polymerase II.
AUGAGCCGGCUGGAGGGCUGGCUGGGCUGCGGGCUUUGCUGCUACUUGGGGGGGGACUUGGAAGGGUUUGAAGAGUUGCUGCAGGACUCUUCUUACUGCAGCAGCAACUUGUUGUAUGGGAACUGCGAUGUCUGCAGCAGGCCGCUGCAGCAGCUGGACCUGCUGCUGCUGCAGCAAGCAGCAGCAAGAGACGCAGCAGCAGCGUGCCGCUGCCCGCUGCUGCGGCCCGCGCCCCCCGUCGAGCCCGAGCCCGCUGCUGCUGCUGCUGCUGCUGCUGCUCCUGCUGCUGCUGCUGCUGCUGCGUGGACGGGGGACUGGCGGCAGCAGCAGCAGCAGCGCCAGCAGCAGCAGCAGCAGCAAGCAGCAGCAGCAGCAGCAGCAGCAGCGCCCGACUUCCAGCUGCUGCGCCUCAAAGACCCCGACUUCCUGUGUCUCCUCCUCGGCGCCAUGCUCUCCCUUGCUGCUGCUGUGCUGCAGGGCCCCGGCGGCGACGCAGCAGCAGCAGCAGCAGCAGCAGCAGCAGCAGCGGGCGGCGGCGCGGGGCGCGCGCAGCAGCUGCUGCAGGCGCUGCAGCAGCAGCGGCAGCAGCAGCAGCAGCAGCAGCAGCGCCGCGCAGCAGAACUCCUCCGAGCUGAACAAGGCUUUGCUGCUGUUGCUGCAGCAAACCCCACACAUGCUGCUGCUUACUUGGGGCUUGCUGCAUGCGCUGUGCUGCAGCGCCGCUGGGCCGACGCGCUGCUGCUCUACGCCCGCCUCGUGGCCUACCUCCCGGCCCCCCGCGAGCAGCAGCAGCAGCAGCAGCAGCAGCAGCAGCAGCAGCAGCAGCAGGAGGCGGGGUGCGUGUGCUACACGGAGACGGAGUUUGCUGCUGAACUUCGUGCUGCAGUGGGGCACUGUUUGCUGCGGCUCGGCCGGCAGCAAGAAGCGCUGCAUGCAUUCAAAAGAGCAGCAGCACUUAGCAGCCGCUGCAGCAGCGCGCUUGCUGCUGCUGCGCUGCUGCAGGGCGACAGCCGCACAGCAGCAGGGCUGCAGCAGCAAAACGAGCUGCUGCUGCAGGCGCACCUCGCGAACCCCAGCGACCCCGCCGUGCUGCUGCAGCUCUGCGGCAGGCUCGUGCUGCUGCAGCAGCAGCAAACUGCCGAGCUGCUGCUGCAGCAGCUGUGGGUCCCCCCCCACUGCAGCAACUUGGUGGCGGAGGCCAGCUACCUGCGGGGCUUGCUGCUGCAGCAGCGCGGGGAAGCAGCAGCAGCGCUGCGCGAGUUUGCUGCUGCUUGCUGCCGCACGGGGCUGCAUGCAGCAGCAGCUUUUCAUGCUGCUGAAUGUGCUGUUGCUCUCAAACAAGGCCAAGAAGCUCAGCUAGCUCUUGCUGCUGUGCUGCGGCUGCUGCCCUGCUGCAGUGAAGUUCUCGUGCUGCAGGCCUUCGCGCUGCUGGCCGAAGCAGACGGCCUCGCUGACCACUACCUUGCUGCUGCGCUGCAGCAGCAGCAGCAGCAGCAGCAGCAGCAGCAGCAGCGGCAGCAGCGGGAGGCGCACGCAGACGCGGCCGCCGCCAUGCAGCUCGACGGACACGAGCACAGGCACACCCAGCAGCAGCAGCAGCAGCAGCAGCAGCAGCAGCAGCAGCAGCAGCAGCAGCAGGUGCUGCUAAGGGACAAAGUGGAGGCCUUCUUGAAUGCUGGGUGUCUCCCCUUGGGGGCGCUGCACAAUUACGGCUGUCUCCUUUUAGCAGCAAAUAGAGCAGCAGAAGCACAGAGGCUGCUUGCUGCUCUCUUGCUGCACCUCUGCUGCCACAGCAGCACCAAGCAGCAGCAGCAGCAGCAGCAGCAGCAGCAGCAGCAGCAGGGGCUUGGGGAAAAGGCAAGCGCACGCGAUGCUGCAGGAGACGCACCCCGCAGCAGCAGCAGCAGCAGUAACAGCAGCAGCAGCAGCAGUAACAGCAGCAGCAGCAGCAGCAGCAGCAGCGACGGCGAUGCUGCUCUUGCUGCACUCUGCUGCUUCAAUUUGUGUCUCUGUUUAGCUGCACUGGGCGCUCACUCGCAGCUGUCUUUGCUGCUGCGUUUCCUUGCGUCUCCUCCAGCAGCAGCAGCAGCAGCAGCAGCAGCAGCAGCAGGCGGUGCUGCAGGCACGCCAGCAGCUUUGGGGAUCGCAGCAGCUGCGGAGUCCCCUGCGUCGCAGCGUUCGCCAGCAGCAGCAGCAGCAGCAACGGGAGCAGCAGCAACAGCAGCAGCAGCAGCAGCAGCAGCAACGGGAGCAGCAGCAACAGCAGCAGCAGCAGCAGCAGCAGCAGCAGAGAUCUGGGAAGAGGACGAAAGAGCAGCACUGCGGCCUUCUGUGCUGCGGUGUCUCCUGGCUCAUUUGGAGCUGCUGCUGCCGCUGCCGCUGCGGCAGCAGCUGCAGCAGCUGCAGCAGCUGCUGCGCAUGCAGCUGGCGCUGCAGCGGGGCUCCCUCUACGGGGCCAACUUCGCCGCCGAGGCCUUCAUCCGCAGCAGCAGCAGCAGCAGCAGCAGCAGCAGCAGCAGCAGCAGCAGCAGCAGCAGCAAAGCAGACCUGGCCCUGGCUUGCCUUUUUGCUGCUUCCUUUCAGCUCAGCGCCGGCCGCCACGAGCGCGCGCUGCAGCUGGUGCAGCGGGCGCUGGAGGUGCAGGAUCCAGCAGCAGCAGCAGCAGCAGCAGCAGCAGCAGAUAAGGGCAGCAGCAGCAGCAGCAGCAGCAAAAAGAAGAAGAGCAGCAGCGCCAAGAAACCCAGGGACCCCAUGGCGCUUUCGUUUCUUGCUGCUAUUCACUUCGCGAGAGCCAAACGCCUUUUUGCUGCAGGCCACCCCAAGGCCAACGAGGCGUUUGCGGAGUUUCGCUACAGCUGCUGCCUCGCGCUGCAGCCGCCCUUUCUGGGCAAUGCGCAUGCAGCUUUGGGGCUGGGGGUUUGGAUGGCUUACCAGGGACUGACAGCGCAGCAGCAGCACCGGCACCGCGUAGAGAUGAGGCCGCACAAGGGACUAAAGCAGCAGCAGCAGCAGCAGCAGCAGCAGCAAAUAAAAAGUAACGAAGCAACAGCAGCAGCAGUAGCAGCAGCAAUUAGAUGA